This is a messenger RNA of [Candida] anglica, 1956 nucleotides long. NCBI's taxonomy places the organism in Eukaryota, Fungi, Ascomycota, Pichiomycetes, Serinales, Debaryomycetaceae. The record is from the annotation of a GenBank genome assembly.
AUGACCUCCGAAACAACUCCCCUUGUGCAAAGGCCACUCAGUAGCGAUCCAGAUGACAUUUUAGAAGAAGCCGUAACUGACGCUUAUGUUGGGUUUUUAGAUGACGAUGAUGAAGAUGAUGAAGUAGACGAUGAAGUUCUUUGGUUACGUGAACAAAGAGAUCAAAACAAGUCCCUCCCUUGGAAUAAGAGACCCUCAGUUCUUUUAGUUGGUUUGGGGAUGUUUUGUACUGCUCUUGCCACUUCUUCGGCGGAACCUUCUCGUGCUUCUAUUAUGUUUAAAUUGGCUUGUAAUACUUUAAUCGAGGAGUCUAACAGUGGUAUGUGUGACCCAACUGAUACUCAAAUGCUUGUAUCUAAUCUUAGUAUGGCAGUUUCUGUCACUACCAGUAUAGUGAUGAUGAUUGCUCUGGGUAAAGUUGGUCCCUUAUCGGAUCAAUACGGCCGUAAGUUGUUCAUCGGUGCAAUUAUUGGCCUGAUGUUCCUCGGCAAAGUCAUUCAAUUGUUCGCCUUCAACAAUUCCCAAACUUUACCAUUUUAUUGGAUUAUUGUUUCUGACGUCAUUGGAAACAUCACUGGUGGUGUUUUGACGAUGGUGGCACUUGUUAAUUCAUAUAUUUCCGACGUUGUAGAGCCCAAUGAGCGUAUUUAUUCCCUUGGUUUGAGUGUGGCAACCCUUUACAUUGGGUUAUCUUUAGGUCCAAUUGUAGGUAGUUUACUUGUCACAUUACCAGGGAAAUUCAACCCUAAACCAGCUCAGCCAAAUCUUGAUAAACUUAUCAUUACUUCAUCAACCGACUCCACCACUGUAUCCAUUGCAAACGAGGCAUUAAAUACAUCUAGGAACAUCUCAAGCACUGAAUUCAUCCCAUUGAAAUUUGAAAUUGGGUUGUUGGUGGUGAUCUUCCUUUAUUGUAUUUUCCUCUUACCAGAAUCAAGAUCGGAAAAGGCUAGAAUGAAAUCUAGAACAAUGUCUCGCACAACGGCAAUUGAUUUGGCCCAAUUUAGAGAGGAAAAUAGACAAUCAUUGUUCAGUAAAUUUUUAGACCUUUUCAGUUUUUUGAAACCUUUACGCUUAUUGACUUUACCAGCAGAUGUUGUCAGUCCAACUCGUCUUUAUAGAUUGAAGAAGGACCGUCUUGCAGUUAUGUCUUUAGUUUUCGUGGACUGCAUCAAUGCCGCUAUGGGAAUGGCUCUUGGUAAUAUUUUCAUGAUGUACGGUAUUUAUAAAUUCCAAUGGAACUCUGCAGCUAUAGGUCGUUUUAUGGCUAUUGCCUGCUCAUCAAGAGCCAUAGUCUUAAUUGUUUUAUCGCCCGUGAUUUCCCAUACUCUUUUCCAUAAGACCAUGGGUUAUAGAAUCAUGAAGAAACAACUUGACUUGGUUGAUUGGAGUACUGCCUUCUUUGGCUUGUGUACUGAAGGUUUUGGUCUUGCUUUGAUGUUAGUAAUUAACUCUACCAAUGGUAUACUUCUUGUCUUGGCGAUUCACAGUUUUGGUGCUAUUUUCAAUCCAGCUGCUAAUUCUGCAGUCAUUAAAUUGUUCCCAGAAUCUAAAGUUGGAGAAUACUUCGGUGCCAUGUCUCUUUUGAAGAAUAUGUUUUCUUUGGCCGGUCCUUUGAUAUUUUUGUCAUUGUAUAAAUAUUCCAUCUCCAAGUUUGGCAAUGUUACAUUCUUGUUCACCGUUAUUAGUGGAUUGAAUUUAUUGAAUAUUUUCAUCAUGUUGAUAUUGAAGCGUGUGUUGAACCUUUCGGAAACUUCACAAGAAGUGGCUAGAUCGAAUUCUUCUUCUAGAAGACCUUCAAUGUCUGACAUGAACACCUCAACUAGUCCAUCUGAAGUCGGAAUGAUUCCACAACCUCUUGCCGGUAGUAGUAAGAUAAUGAACCAAAGUUAUGCUGGUAUCCAGAGAAGCAGUCUGUUUAUUGAACAUGUUCCAGCUGCAGUUCCUAAUACCUAG